This is a messenger RNA of Penicillium digitatum Pd1, 633 nucleotides long. Its product is annotated as cytochrome P450. Gene Ontology annotation, molecular function: heme binding; oxidoreductase activity, acting on paired donors, with incorporation or reduction of molecular oxygen; iron ion binding. The record is from RefSeq and is a predicted model, not a curated record. NCBI's taxonomy places the organism in Eukaryota, Fungi, Ascomycota, Eurotiomycetes, Eurotiales, Aspergillaceae.
AUGGCCCUUUUCCCGGAGGCGCAACGCAAGGCUCAACAGGAACUAGACACAGUGCUUGGGGGCAAUCGACUACCCCAGUUUCAAGAUCGAGAAAACCUUCCAUAUGUGGAUGCACUAGUCAAGGAAGUUUUCCGAUGGCAUCCAGUUGCACCCAUGGCUGGUGCACACACGUCAACCCAGGAUGAUAUAUUCGAUGGUUACUUCAUCCCCAAGGGAUCCACUAUUCUUGCAAAUAUCUGGGGGUUUACGCACGAUCCAACCGUCUAUCACGACCCAAUGACAUUCAGUCCGGAGCGCUUUUUGAUCUCCCCCGACGGCAAACUCCCAGAGCGCGAUCCCCACAUGCUUGUGUUCGGGUUUGGUCGCCGAGCCUGUCCUGGACGUACCCUGGCAGACGCACAUGUCUUUCUCACUGUUGCUCAGGCUCUGGCUGUCUUCAGUAUCUCGAAACCGGUACAAAACGGGGUUACCGAAUAUUUCCUACCCAAGUUUCUCCCCGGUGUGAUUAGCCAUCCGGCUCCGUUCAAGGUGUCAAUUCGGCCGCGAAGUGCGGUGCACGAAAAGCUCAUCCGGGAAAUCGAACAGCAUCAUCCUUGGGAGAAGAGUGAUUCCAAAUCUCUCCCAAGUAUGUAG